AUGAAGGAUGAUGAGGAUACAGAGUUUCCAAACAAACUUAUAGUCAUUGCUGAAAAUAAAUAUGUAAUUCAAUUUGUAAUGUUUCUUCAUAGUAAUGGAUGUUGCGUGUCUUGUGUCAUCAUGGAACAAUGUGUAGCCGAUUGUCUUAACAGCGAUGACUAUGUAAUGAUUGUAUGGUCGGGUGAAGUUCAAGAAGACGUUAUGCGUGGUUUACAAGUGGCUGUUUCUACAUAUGUUAAGAAGCUGCAGUUCGAAAAUCUAGAGAAAUUCGUGGACAGUUCAGCUGUAGAUAGUCAGCUUCACGAGUGUUCUGUCAUAUUGUGUGGUUGGCCUAACUCGAUAAGCGUAAACAUACUCAAACUUGGCUUGCUAUCAAACCUAUUAUCCUGUUUGCGACCUGGUGGGCGAUUUUUUGGUCGUGACCUCAUUACGGGUGACUGGAAUUCCUUGAAAAAGAACCUAACCCUCUCUGGGUAUAUAAAUCCCUACCAGUUGUCAUGUGAAAACCACUUAAUAUUCAGCGCCUCUGUUCCGUCCAAUUAUACCCAGGGUUCUAGUGUCAAACUCCCAUGGGCUAACAGUGAUGUCGAGGCGGCUUGGGAAAAUGUUGAUAAUUCAUCUGACGCCAAUGGAAAUAUUAUAAAUACAAAUGCGCUUUUGCAAAAAUCAGAUUUGAAAACUCCUUUGUCCGUCUGUGGCAAAGAGGCUGCUACGGACUCACUUGGGAAAAAGAAACGAGCUUGUAAAAACUGUACAUGUGGCUUGGCUGAAAUCGAAGCAGCGGAAGAAGAUAAAUCGGACGUCCCAAUAUCGUCCUGUGGAAAUUGUUAUCUUGGGGAUGCUUUUCGAUGUUCUACAUGCCCUUAUCGUGGGCUUCCACCGUUUAAGCCUGGCGAAAGAAUUUUAAUACCGGAUGAUGUUUUGAGAGCCGAUUUGUGA
Messenger RNA from Schistosoma rodhaini, 939 nucleotides. The record is from the annotation of a GenBank genome assembly. Lineage: Eukaryota; Metazoa; Platyhelminthes; Trematoda; Strigeidida; Schistosomatidae.